Cylicocyclus nassatus is the source of this 1221-nucleotide messenger RNA. NCBI's taxonomy places the organism in Eukaryota, Metazoa, Nematoda, Chromadorea, Rhabditida, Strongylidae. The record is from the annotation of a GenBank genome assembly.
AUGUGGUAUGUUUUUGGCGUUAUACGUGUCCACUUUGUUCACUACAUUCUCACGUCCAUUCAGAUGAAUACCUUAGCAGAUUAUGGGGACGAGAGCGAUGAGGAUUCACCACGACGACGUUCUCAUGAUGAGCCGCCUAUCAAAAUAUUGAUUAGCGAAAAAGAGUAUGGGCCCAGCAGAGAGCUUUCGCCACAGAGAAGCCCUGAGCAGUCACCAAGAACAAGACGUAACUCGGAUAUGAUGUUUGAUGAUGGUGAUGUAAUGUUCGAUGAGCCGCGACGGUACUCAUCGUUCAGUGAUCAUAGUGACAGAAGUGAACCUACGGAGUUCCGAGAACCUCCGCCGCCAAAACGAAAAGUUGAUCAUUCGCCGUCACCAUCGAUUCCAACUCCAACAAACACCAAGCUACCUCAGGUAUCGUCAGCUGUUUCGCUUGUGUCUUAUAGCGGUGACGAUGAGGGGAAAGAAGAUGCUUUUGAAAGAGCUGAUCGUGCCGCUAAAAAUGUAUCCCGACCGACAACACCACCUUCAGGAAUGGUUGAACCACGACCGCCCGAGAGAGAAGAUGAUACCGAUGAUGAGAAUGAGCGACUUAUAGACAUGGCUCUUGAAGAUGGACGCAAUCUCAUGAAACAGGUCGAAGAUAGUGCUUCUACUGGGUCUGGUGGUUGGACACCUCGUCCCUAUGAUAGCCCUUUGCACGGAGUAGAGCAUGAUGUUGAUCCGAAGACCGCAGCCAUGACUCAAUUCGUUACGAGAAUGAAUGCAUCUCUUCAGAGAGUUGAUACUCCUCCUCAUCAAGAAGUUAGCAUACCUCCAGCUCCGACGAUAGAAUGUGAUCCUGAACUGGUGGAAGCUUUCUGCAAACAUUUCGAGAGAAAAGCGGCUGGUAUUGAUGUGAAUGUUGCCAUACAAGAAGUCAAAGACUUCCAAAAUCCAUCCAGCUAUGAGCAGCUGAUUUUGACUUUUGGUAUCGAUGAAGUUGCAACUUUGCUACCUCCUAAUCUGCUUACGGUGAACUAUCCAAAAUGUUGUCGAUAUGAGAAAAUCGCUGAAGAUCAACGGAGGCAUAUGGAACAUCUCACUGCUGCUAAGAAAAGUGGGCAUAGCGGAAGCUCUUCUUCAGCCCCAUCAGUCAAGAAGAAAAGCUGACGAUGAUCGUGAUCACACCGGUCUCAUGUUGUUCCAUUUGUACAAAGAAUAAAGCUAUCUCAUCUCAUC